This is a messenger RNA of Rattus norvegicus (Norway rat), 1495 nucleotides long. It is a transcript of the gene Vps72, whose product is annotated as vacuolar protein sorting 72 homolog. Gene Ontology annotation, cellular component: NuA4 histone acetyltransferase complex; nucleosome; protein-containing complex. Lineage: Eukaryota; Metazoa; Chordata; Mammalia; Rodentia; Muridae. Gene Ontology annotation, biological process: regulation of cell cycle; positive regulation of double-strand break repair via homologous recombination; transcription initiation-coupled chromatin remodeling. Gene Ontology annotation, molecular function: histone chaperone activity; histone binding. The record is from RefSeq and is a predicted model, not a curated record.
CGGCACACCUUUAAUUCCAGCACUGGGAGGCAGAGGCAGGAAGAUCUAUACGAGUUCUAGUGCAGCUUGCUUUACAUAGAUAGUCCAGGGCAGCCAGGACUGUAAAGAGAGAACCUGUCUGUAGAAAAACAAACAAUAAAAAAUAUGGGUAAGGAGGAGGAAACCUGGUAGUGUAUCCCAGGAGCUACCUAAGGGGAAAAGACGAGGAAAAGAAAAGGCGUCGAGUGCUCGACGCUCGACUGCUUUUGCUUGCAGACGCCGGACUUCCGUCAUUGGCGGUCGCCCGCAGGAAAUAGUGUCGAGUGCUGAUCGGCGAGAACCCGGAGCUGGGUAAGGGGCUGCUGGCGGCGGCGCAGUCUCUGUAAGCGGUAUGAGUUUGGCUGGGGGCCGAGCCCCACGGAAAACCGCUGGAAACCGGCUUUCUGGGCUCCUGGAAGCAGAGGAGGAAGAUGAGUUCUACCAGACGACUUACGGGGGCUUCACUGAGGAGUCUGGAGAUGAUGAGUAUCAAGGAGACCAGUCUGAUACAGAGGACGAGGUAGACUCUGACUUUGACAUCGAUGAAGGAGAUGAACCGUCCAGUGAUGGGGAAGCAGAAGAGCCCAGAAGGAAGCGCAGAGUCGUCACGAAAGCCUAUAAGGAGCCUCUAAAGAGCUUGAGGCCUCGCAAGGUCAGUACCCCAGCAAGCAGCUCCCAGAAGGCCAGAGAGGAGAAGACGCUGCUGCCACUGGAGCUACAGGACGAUGGCUCUGACAGCCGCAAGUCCAUGCGUCAGUCUACAGCUGAACACACACGACAGACGUUCCUUCGGGUUCAAGAGAGGCAAGGACAGUCCCGGAGGCGGAAGGGUCCGCACUGUGAACGACCACUAACCCAGGAAGAGCUGCUCAGGGAGGCCAAGAUCACUGAAGAGCUCAACUUACGUUCACUCGACUUGAUCCUGCUCCUACGUCCUCUGCACUGACUGCACAUGCUGGCACUGGACCUGCCGUCCCUCCUCCUCACUGCUCACGUACCUUCAUCACAUUCAGUGAUGAUGCCACGUUUGAAGAAUGGUUCCCCCAAGGGCGACCACCAAAGGUCCCUGUUCGGGAGGUCUGCCCAGUGACCCACCGUCCAGCUUUGUACCGGGACCCUGUUACAGACAUACCCUAUGCCACUGCUAGAGCCUUCAAGAUCAUCCGUGAGGCGUACAAGAAGUACAUCACUGCCCACGGACUACCACCCACUGCCUCAGCGCUGGGCCCCGGGCCCCCACCCCCCGAGCCACUCCCUGGCGCUGGGCCCCGAGCCUUGCGUCAGAAGAUUGUCAUCAAAUAGAGGCACCUGACCCCUACCUAAAGUCCCUCUCCUGACCUGGCUCCACUCUGCCCCUCCCUUCCCAUCUCUGUCCUUGUUGACCUUUGCCAUGGUUUUUCCUCAGGUCCUCCCUAGUCAUUUGUUUGCUUGUGCUCUUCGGUUUUUUUUAAUCUAAUAAAGUGGUAGAAAUGUAAAA